AUGAUACUCGGCGGCGAGCCAGCUCUCGAUCUUACUCCUCUCACUGCUGCACUGUCUCACAUCUCACCUCGCUCUACAGCUCCAUUCCCAUUGCAACCAACGCUUGGGUAUAGUGUCUUCCGGCGAAAAUGCCGACCCGCCACUCCAUCUCGCCUUCUCGAAGUCCUUCGCCUCGCCCACGAAGCCGUUCGCGUUCUUACAGUCGUCCACGAUCAGUUUCGCCGCGACACUCGCCAGCUCCUCGCGCGCGCUCACGUUCUCGAACUCCUCGAUCGCCAUUACGGUCGCCUACGCCGCGAGCUCGCAGCAUCAGCCCUAGACACAAUGGGCAUCGUGAGCGCGGCCGGCCACAGUCAAGGUCUGGGAGUCGGAGCCCGAGUCGAAGCCCAUAUUCUUCCAGAGCUCCAAGCAGAGACAGACAAGAAAGGCGGUAUCGUGACAGGAGCUAUACGAGGAGCCCAAGUCCACCGAGGCGAAGCACGAAAGUAA
Molecule: messenger RNA, 489 nt
Organism: Ophidiomyces ophidiicola
Lineage: Eukaryota; Fungi; Ascomycota; Eurotiomycetes; Onygenales; Onygenaceae
Exons: 2
Coding region: 1-489 (162 amino acids)
Source: RefSeq, a predicted model, not a curated record